Boleophthalmus pectinirostris (great blue-spotted mudskipper) is the source of this 1794-nucleotide messenger RNA. RefSeq names its product lactase-like b (gene lctlb). Gene Ontology annotation, biological process: carbohydrate metabolic process; transcription by RNA polymerase II; transcription initiation at RNA polymerase III promoter. Lineage: Eukaryota; Metazoa; Chordata; Actinopteri; Gobiiformes; Gobiidae. Gene Ontology annotation, molecular function: beta-glucosidase activity. Gene Ontology annotation, cellular component: nucleus. The record is from RefSeq and is a predicted model, not a curated record.
AUGCACAGUCGUCUGCAGGAGCUCAGGAAAGAAGCAGAAACUCUCCUGAAGCUGAAGGUCACUUUGCAAGACCAACUCAACAGACUCAAGUUGAGUUGUGUGUUUGUUGUGUGUCAUGUGUUUGUGUUGGUGCUGUGUCUGUCUGAGGCUCAGGACUUCGACUGGACCAACACCAAGCAGCAUGGAUCCUUCUAUUACGGCACUUUUCCAACUGGAUUUUCGUGGGGAGCCGGCAGCUCCGCGUAUCAAACCGAAGGAGCCUGGGACAAAGAUGGAAAAGGUCUGAGCAUCUGGGACGUUUUCUCCCACAAGAACGGAAAAAUCCAACAGAACCAGACCGGAGACUCGUCCUGUGAAGGAUACUACAAAGUCAAGGACGACGUGGCUCUGAUGAAGGAGCUGAAGUUGAAUCAUUACAGGUUCUCGGUGUCGUGGCCGCGCCUCAUCCCCACCGGAGUCAAGUCGGACCACGUGAACGACAGAGGAAUCCAGUACUACGACGAGCUCCUGGACACGCUGCUGGAGAACGACAUCACGCCCAUCGUCACGCUCUACCACUGGGACCUGCCGCAGGUCCUGCAGGAGAAGUACGGCGGCUGGCAGAACAUCAGCAUCAUCAACCAUUUUAACGACUUCGCCAAUUUGUGUUUUGAGAAAUUUGGGAAUCGGGUGAAGUACUGGAUCACCUUCAACAACCCCUGGUCUGUGGCGGUGGAGGGAUACGAGACGGGAGAACAUGCUCCUGGUCUGAAGCUGAAGGGCACCGGGGCCUACAGAGCCGCACAUCACAUCAUCAAGAUCACAGCUAAAUGUCUGGUUCACACGUACGACGCUCAGUGGAGACAAAAACAGAAAGGAGUUGUGGGCAUCUCUCUGUCCGGUGACUGGGGUGAACCUGUGGACAUCACAAACCAGAAGGACGUGGAGGCGGCUGAGAGAUUCGUGCAGUUUUAUCUGGGCUGGUUCGCCACCCCGCUUUUCCACGGAGACUAUCCACAAGUCAUGAAGGAUUUUAUCGGCAGGAGGAGUGUGCAGGAGGGUCUUGGAUCUUCUCGUCUCCCGACCUUCUCUCCUCAGGAAAAGUCUUAUAUCAAAGGGACGUGUGAUUUUCUGGGCGUCGGUCACUUCACCACACGAUACGUCACCCACAAGAACCACCCCCCCCCGGCGCCGGGUUACCGCGGCGACAGCAGUUACUUCCUGGACCGUGACCUGGCGGAGCUGGUGGACCCGCGCUGGCCCGACCCCGGCUCCGAGUGGCUCUACGCCGUCCCCUGGGGCUUCAGACGCCUGCUCAACUUCGUCAAGAGUCAGUAUGGAAACCCCAUGGUCUUUGUGACGGAAAACGGCGUCUCAGAGAAGAUGCGGUGCACGGAGCUUUGUGACGAGUGGAGGAUCCAGUAUUUGAAAGAUUAUAUCAACGAGAUGCUCAAAGCCAUCAAAGACGGCGUGAACGUGAAGGGCUACACGGCCUGGUCUCUGCUCGAUAAGUUCGAGUGGGAUGAAGGUUUCACCGAGAGGUUUGGUCUUUUCUACGUCGACUUCAGAAACAAAGACAAAGCUCGUUACCCCAAAGCCUCGGUUCAUUUCUACAAACGCAUCAUCAGCUCCAACGGCUUCCCCAACCAGAGAGAGGAACAGAGGAACACUGCUGCCAAUAUUCUCAGACUAAUCCAUGAUCCUCUGACGAGCCACAUGGAGAUGGUGACUGAGAUCGUGGUCCCGACCGUGUGCACUCUGUCCAUCCUGAUCAGUGCAGUUUUCCUCAUGUUUCUGUUGAGGAGGCGGAGCUAA